ACACUCUCUCGCACGCCUUCGCAUCUCCGGCACUGCUUGAGCACGCAUCGCCUGCACGCACACAUCCAGCCGCUCCACUUGUCACCAGCCAUGCGUCUCCUCGUCGUCGGCGGCAACGGCUUCCUCGGCUCGUGCAUCUGCAAGGCGGCCCUGGCCCGCGGCUGGGCGGUAGACUCGAUCUCCGCCAGCGGGCGGCCGUUUGUCUCGCCCGCCGGGCACCAGCCGGCGUGGUCGGCGUCGAAGCAGAUGGGCUGGCACAAGGCGCGUGCCGACCAGCCCGACGAGUAUGCGGCGCUGGCGGCGCGCGCCGACGCCUGCGUGCACACCAUCGGCGUGCUGCUCGAGGGCGAGUACAAGACGGGCGGCGUCGUGGGCGCCGCCGGCAGCCUGGCGUACGCGUGGAGCGGCGGCAAGAUCGGCGGCGGCGACCCGAUGCGGAGGAAGAACUACGGCGUGAUGAACCGCGACAUGGCCAUCACGGUAGCAGAGACGUUCGCGGCGUCAAGGGCCCCGUCUAGCGGCUCUGCAACGCCGUCAUCACCAGCAUCGCAGCCCAACACACCUCGCCGUGCUCCGUUCGUGUUCAUUUCGGCGGCCGACCACUCGGCACCGCUCGUGCCGCGCGCGUACAUCGAGACGAAGCGGCAAGCCGAGGCCGCCAUCGCACAGAUCCCCUCGCUGCGCGGCAUCUUCAUGCGGCCAGGGCUGAUGUACCAUCCUGCGCUGAAGCCGGCGACGACGCUGCCGGCCGCGUUGCUGGACCUCUCCGCCUCGGUGCACAAGCGUCUCGGCGCUCUGGGCGUGCCGACGCCUGCCGGCCUGCUGCGUGCAGCAUCCAUGCUGGGCCCUGAUGUGCGGCCACUGGCGAACGCACUCGAGAGUAGCCCGCUGCACGCCGAGACAGUCGCGCGUGCAGUGUGCGCUGCGCUCGAAGCCGAGCACUACGAAGGGCCGCUCGAGGUCGAGGAGAUGCGGCACAUGCGGCCGCUCCCGCGGCAGACUGAGCCUCUGCCAGUGUACAAUGCACCGCCACCGCCACCUCAAUGAGAUGCAAUUGGUCUAUC
Messenger RNA from Tilletiopsis washingtonensis, 1064 nucleotides. RefSeq lists its product as hypothetical. The record is from RefSeq and is a predicted model, not a curated record. Lineage: Eukaryota; Fungi; Basidiomycota; Exobasidiomycetes; Entylomatales. The coding region runs from base 91 to 1047 and encodes 318 amino acids. The transcript has 4 exons. Gene Ontology annotation, cellular component: mitochondrion. Gene Ontology annotation, molecular function: protein-containing complex binding.